Molecule: messenger RNA, 3282 nt
Organism: Talpa occidentalis (Iberian mole)
Lineage: Eukaryota; Metazoa; Chordata; Mammalia; Eulipotyphla; Talpidae
Gene: MSL3
Product: MSL complex subunit 3
Exons: 13
Coding region: 42-1607 (521 amino acids)
Biological process (GO): chromatin organization; regulation of DNA-templated transcription
Cellular component (GO): NuA4 histone acetyltransferase complex; nucleus; MSL complex
Source: RefSeq, a predicted model, not a curated record
GCUCCGCCCGCCCCGGAGCCGCCCUCCGCCACGAUGAGCAAAUGAGCGCGAGCGAGGGCAUGAAAUUUAAAUUCCACUCUGGGGAGAAAGUGCUGUGCUUCGAGCCUGACCCCACCAAGGCGCGAGUGCUGUACGAUGCCAAGAUUGUCGAUGUUAUUAUUGGGAAAGACGAAAAAGGCAGAAAGAUCCCAGAAUAUCUGAUCCAUUUUAAUGGUUGGAACAGAAGCUGGGAUAGAUGGGCAGCUGAAGAUCAUGUCCUCCGUGACACUGAUGAAAACCGGAGAUUACAGCGAAAAUUGGCAAGAAAAGCUGUAGCUCGCCUAAGCACUGGAAGAAAGAAGAAACGCUGCAGGUUGCCUGGUGUUGACUCUGUCUUAAAAAGCCUCCCCAUUGAAGAAAGAGAUGAAAAUGACAAAAACUCAAUAAGCAGCUCCUCUGAAGACAGUAGUGAAGAAAAGGAUGAAGAAAUAAGUGAAGAGAGUGAUAUUGAAGAAAAAACUGAAGCGAAGGAAGAACCGGAGCUGCACAUAAGAAGGGAAAUGGAAGAAAGAACAAUCACUAUAGAAAUCCCUGAAGUUCUGAAGAAGAAGCUUGAGGAUGAUUGUUACUAUAUCAAUAGGAGAAAACGGUUAGUGAAGCUUCCGUGCCAGACCAACAUCAUAACUAUACUGGAAUCCUACGUGAAGCAUUUUGCUAUCAAUGCUGCCUUUUCAGCCAACGAAAGGCCUCGCCACCAUCAUGUCAUGCCACACGCCAGCAUGAAUGUGCAUUAUGUCCCAGCAGAAAAGAACGUUGAUCUUUGUAAAGAGAUGGUGGAUGGAUUAAGAAUAACCUUUGAUUACACGCUCCCGUUGGUUUUGCUCUAUCCAUAUGAGCAAGUUCAGUAUAAAAAGGUGACUUCGUCCAAAUUUUUUCUUCCAAUUAAGGAAAGUGCCACUAGCACUAACAGGAACCAGGAGGAGCUCUCACCGAGCCCACCUUUACUGAAUCCAUCCACACCACAGUCCACCGAGAGCCAGCCUACCACAGGGGAACCAGCGACCCCGAAGAGGCGCAAAGCAGAGCCCGAAGCCUUGCAGUCUCUGAGGCGGUCCACGCGCCAUUCCGCCAACUGCGACCGACUUUCCGAGAGCAGCGCCUCGCCUCAGCCCAAGCGCCGGCAGCAGGACACAUCAGCCAGCAUGCCUAAGCUGUUCCUGCACCUGGAAAAGAAGACACCUGUGCAUAGCCGAUCCUCCUCACCUGUCCCUCUGACCCCUAGCAAAGAGGGGAGCGCUGUGUUUGCUGGCUUUGAAGGCAGAAGAACUAAUGAAAUAAACGAGGUCCUUUCCUGGAAACUCGUCCCUGAUAGUUACCCCCCGAGUGACCAGCCACCUCCACCCUCUUAUAUUUAUGGGGCACAACACUUGCUGCGAUUGUUUGUGAAACUUCCAGAAAUCCUUGGAAAGAUGUCCUUUUCUGAGAAGAAUCUGAAGGCUUUACUGAAGCACUUUGAUCUCUUUCUGAGAUUUUUAGCAGAAUACCAUGAUGACUUCUUCCCAGAGUCUGCCUAUGUGGCUGCCUGUGAGGCGCACUACAGCACCAAGAACCCCAGGGCCAUCUAUUAAAGCUUCAAGCUUCUGGAGGAACAGCUUCUCUUUCUAGCUUUGUACCUAGGUUCCCAGGGAAGAGCGGGCAAUGGUGGACCUUUAGAAAGAGAGCAGAUGGGAUGACUACCCUGGGGUGGGGAGUAGGGUCCUCUGGCAGAGACAGGCCCAUUUAUUUGAGUUCCUGCACACUGUAGGUAUUCCUGUUAAGGAUUGCUUCCUCGGAGCCUGAACAGGCUCCCACGCCUGACCCCUGUCCCUGUAUAUGUCUGUCAUGGCAGGAAAAGAGCAGCUCUGUUGACAGUGAAACAUUCAUGAGUAUGCAUAGGGUAGGUUGUUGGAGUAGAUGUUAUAGUUAUUUGUUAGCAAUAACCCGUUGUACAGUUAUUUGUUAGCGUUAAGCAAAAUUGUUUUACAGUUUUGGAGCUCUGUCUAACAAAUGUUAGUUCUUCUUGGAAACUGCAAAGGAGUCCCAAAAUAUCUUAGAGGGAGUUGAUACAUGGUAAAAGAAAAUUUACAGCUAUACAUUUGCUUCUUACAGUUCCUUUUCUGUCCAACCUUAUUUUUGGUGAUCUAAAUAAAAUGUUGCCCGUCUUGUUUGAGAUUGCACAGCUAUACUUUGUUGUGUAAUGUUAUGAUUCUCUUUCUGUUAAAUGUUAUUUUUGGUGAUCUAAAUAAAGCAUUGCCCAUCUUGUUUGAAAGAAUCAGGAGAGAAGUUUUUACUCUGGCCUUGUCCUCUUUAUUGUUGGGGAACAGGAAGACAACCUCUUGACUCAUAACUUUUUUUGUUUCCUGUUGUUUCACCCUUGUGCCUUUUUUGUCAAGGCCUUUUGUUUUCUUCCUUCUUUGAUUUUGCCUCACUCGGUGGCUCGACUGGGAGGUGGUUCCUGGAAGUGGGUACAGCUCUUCACUGUCUUGUAGCCAUACUCUGGGCUGAGCGAGAUCAAUGGCCCUAUGCCAUUGCCAGUACCCUACAAGCCAUGAAUAGAGCACCUGCCUUUUCUUAUAGUCCUGCUUAGUUGAUCUUAACCUGUGAACAUCACUGGUCAUGGACAAGGGCCACAAAGUUUUUAAAACUCUAUAGAUUCCACUAAAGUGUAUACAUUGACCAGUGAUAAUCAGGGACUCUAACCUGGAGUAGAGAACAGCUAAGUGCACUUGGUUGCCAAGUGAGACUCAGGUUUUUGGUGUCUAACCAAGAGGAAGAGGUGGGUUCGUGCUAGAUUUCAUCUCAAUUUGGCUUAUGCAGUGCCUGUUGAAGUCCAGUACACCUACAGUGUGCUCUGAAUUGUCGAGAAAGUUUAAUUUGUGUUAUGGCCCCUAAAACAAAAGAUGAAAAAUGACAAGCAUCUACUUGCUAAAUUUCCCAGUGAAACAAACACAGACUCUCUUGGAACAUGUAUAUAGUUAUAUGCUCUGAGUUUACAAUAAUGAAAAAUCAUUUUCUCCUCCCAAAGUUAUUUCUUAAUCACAACUCCUUAACAGCUGAUCAUUUGCCACUUAGGAUUUUAAGAAACUGUUCAAAAUAUUCUUGUAUUGUGUAGUACUAAUCAUUUUUCAAAUAAUUCAUCAUUUAAAAAUGUGACUUAGGGCCUCCCCGGUGGCGCAGCGGUUGACGCUGAGUUGUGAAGCUGCCUGCAGCCUCUGCGGUGCCGGUUCAAUCCCCGGCUACUCCCCGGCCACUGAAGGAGGGUCC